CGCAGGCCGGGCGCUGAGCGGGGCCCCCUUCGCCGCGGCGCCAUGCUGCUGAGCCCCUUGCUGGUGGCGGCGGCAGCGGCCUUGGCGGGCGCCGGGGCGAGCUGCCCGGUGCUCUGCACCUGCCGCGGCCAGGCGGUGGACUGCAGUGGACAGCGGCUCUUCUCGGUGCCACCCGAGCUACCGCUGGACACGGGCAACCUCAGCCUGGCGCACAACCGCAUCGCCAGCAUCCCGCCGGGCUACCUGGCCUGCUACGCCGAGCUGCGGGUGCUCGACCUGCGCAACAACUCGCUGGCGGAGCUGCCCGCCGGCCUCUUCCUCGCCGCCACCCGCCUGGCCCACCUCGACCUCAGCUACAACAACUUCAGCCACGUGGCCGCCGACAUGUUCCUGGAGGCCCGCGGGCUGGUGCGCCUCGACCUCAGCCACAACCCGGGCCUGCGCAAGGUGCACCCCCAGGCUUUCCGGGGGCUGGCCCAGCUGCGGGACCUCGACCUCAGCUACGGGGCCCUGGGCGCCCUCAGCCUCGAAGCCCUCGAGGGCCUGCCGGGGCUGGUCACCCUCCAGAUCGGCGGCAACCCCUGGGUGUGCGGCUGCACCAUGGAGCCCUUCCUCAAGUGGCUGAGGAGCCGUGUCCAGCGCUGCAGCUCGGAUUCGCAGCUGGCCGAGUGCCGGGCGCCCCCCGAAGUGGAAGGCGCCCCCCUCUUCUCCUUGACGGAGGAGAGCUUCAAGGCUUGCCACCUCACCUUGACGCUGGACGACUACCUCUUCAUCGCCUUCGUGGGCUUCGUGGUCUCCAUUGCGUCGGUGGCCACCAACUUCUUGCUGGGCAUCACGGCCAACUGCUGCCACCGCUGGAGCAAAGCCAGUGAGGACGAGGAGAUCUAGGUACCGCGCGCCCCAGCCCCGCUCCCUCGUGCGCCUGGCGGGGAGGACCGAGACAGGCCGGAGAGCGGGGCGCCCGGCUGGCGCCCACCCACCUGCACAUCACUGCCAUCACGAGCUGCGCCGCCCUGCGUCGUGCCGCGGGGAUGCAGCCCUCCCCUUCCCUCUCCUCCUCUUCCUCCCCCUCAAAAAGCCAAGCCCCUUUCACCCACGGCGGCCGGUCAAAGCCAAUAAAAAUCCCACCCUUGACCCAAAAGUGGUGCCGGUGGAGGCGGCUCGGCACCGGUGGGGGCCAGAGCCCCGGCACUGUUCACGCCAGGCCCCGGCGCCCGGGGUGGUGUUCGCCUUUCCCGGGGCGCCCCUCAUGAGCAGCUGCCGGGACGUCCCUCCCGGCAGCAGGAGAGGUGCUGAAGCCCCCUGAAGCGUGGCCCAGCAACGCCUCCACGCAGAUUUUGCAGCCGCCUUUUCGCUUGCCUUUUUCUUGGAAGUUCGGCAUAGGUUUAGGACCGAAGCAGACGCCAAAGGCCACCAGGAGGCCUGGGGAGCUUGGCAGAUCCUGUCGGCCCUGCUUGCCAAAACUGGAAAGCGAGGAGGCGAAAGAAACUCAAAAAAAGAAAAAAAGAGAAAAAGAAAAGAAAAACAAACAACCCCUCCUAGGACAGCCUCCUUUUGUGUGUGUGUGUGUGUGUGUGUGUGUGUGUGUGUGUGUGUGUGUGUGUGGCUUACCCAGUCUCCUAGGCUGCUUCUGCUGCUGAUGCACACAGGGCUAAUCAACAAGGAGCCUUUAAUUGUCAGGUCGGUCUGUCCCACUCCUCCAGCCCAAAACCUGCCUCACCAGCUUCCUGCCCUCCUCGCGGGCCAGCCUCCCCAAAUUCGGGGGUUGGAGGGGGGGCAAAUCAGCUCUCCUGCUUUCCCAGGGCCAGGGCUGUGCAGUGGCCACACAUGUGUCAAGUUGUGCCAGGGCUGGGUUCCUGCUGGGCUCAAGCCUCCUGGUUUCCUUUUGCCAAGGAAGCCUGGAAAAUGGAUCAAGGAUGGGUUUGAGCAGGGUGAAAGUCACCCUCACUCAUGAGAGGAGAGUCUUUCCUUAAGUUAUUAUUUCUCCUUGCAUUUCUGGCGUGUCCAAGUAGAGUGUAUACGUGCAUGUGGUUUAAAAUCCAGCUAAACAAGCAAACAAACAAAAAAAAAAAACAGAAAACAGUAAGAGAGGCAACAUGCCAGCUUGGCAACUCCACCGCCACUGCAGGGACCAGGCUGCCUGACCACUGAGAAUCUCCUGUCGCCCAUCGUCCAGGGAUCAAGUCCCCCAUGCUAAGCAGUUGCCUCAGCAUGGUGAUCCCCAGGCUCAGCCUGGCAGGGCACAGGUGCCUGCUGAGACCCCCACAGCUGUGGGGCUGAAGACAGGGCCCACCUAACCAAGGGCCACUCCAUUUUACAGUCCCCAUGGCGAGCUCCGGCUCAGCCUUGCUCAGGCUCUUGGCUCGCUCACUGGGUGACCCAAUACUGCUGGAGGGUGUUGCAUCCAUGGUGAGGUUGGACCCAUGGCAAGGUUGCACCCACAGCGAGGCUGUACCUAUGAUGAGGUUGCAGCCACGGUAAGAUUGUGCUCAGGACAAGGUUCCACCACGGCAAGGUUAUGCUCACAGUGGGUUGCACCCCCUGGUGAAGUUGCACCCGUAGUGAGGUUGCCCCCUAUGGUGAGGCUGUGCCUGCACCCACAGCAAGGUUGCGCCCGCAGUAAGAUUGCCCCUAUGGUGAGGUUUCCCCCACAGCAGGGUGGCACCCAGGGUGAAGUUGCACCUACGGCAAGACUGCACCCGUGGCAAGGUUGUAGCUGUGGUGAACUGCUAGCUGUGGUGAGGUUGUGCCGCAGCAAGGUUGCACCUGUGGUGAGGUUACACCCCGUGGCAAGCUGCAGCCGCAGUGAGACUGCACUCAUGGCCAGGUUGCACCCCAAGGCAAGGCUGCGCUCCGGGGCGAGGCUGCACCCAUGGUGAGGUUGCCCUCCGGGGCGAGGUCACGCCCAUGGUGAGGCUGCACCCAGUGCAGGGCUGUGCCCCAAGAGGUCCGGCCCCGCCGGGAGGCAGCCGCCAGCCAGCGCCGUAGCCCGAGGAGGGGCUGCGGGAUUUCUUCUUCUGGCCGUUUCGUACAUCAGACCCUUUCUGGCCGGCCCACAAACGUGCCUGGACGGCCCCGACAAGGGGUGCUGCAGCGGGAGCCCUCUCUGCGAGGGCGCAGGGAGGGGAGGGCUGCGGGGUCCCGGGAGUCCGGCACAUUCCCGCUGCGCACCGGGAGGGAGCCACCACGCCAUGCCGUGGGGACACGAAGCCGUGCCGGGGGGCCCGCGGCAUGCGGGCGCUGCUGGCAUGUGUCUCCUCCUCCCCCUCCUCCUCCUCUUAUUUUUUUCUUUUUCUUUCCUUGAUUUUUAUUUUUAUUUUGCCUUUUUCUCUGUUUUUUCCUUUCCUUUCCUUUCCUUUCCUUUCCUUUCCUUUCCUUUCCUUUCCUUUCCUUUCCUUUCCUUUCCUUUCCUUUAUUUAUUUUUCUUCACUUCUUUUUUCCAUCCUUUUCUGUCUUCUCUUUCUUCUUUUUCUUUUUCCUUUUCUUUUUUCCUUUUUCUUUUCUUUUCUUUUUCUCUUCUUCUUUCUUUUGUUUCAUUCUCUUUUUCAUUCAUUUUUCCUCUUUUUCUUCUUUUCUCUCUCUUUUCUCCUCUUUUCCUCUCUCUUGCCUCCUUUCUAUCUCACUUCUCCUCUCUAUUUCUCUCU
Molecule: messenger RNA, 3644 nt
Organism: Rhea pennata
Lineage: Eukaryota; Metazoa; Chordata; Aves; Rheiformes; Rheidae
Gene: LRRC55
Product: leucine rich repeat containing 55
Exons: 2
Coding region: 43-888 (281 amino acids)
Cellular component (GO): voltage-gated potassium channel complex
Molecular function (GO): transmembrane transporter binding; potassium channel activator activity; voltage-gated potassium channel activity
Source: RefSeq, a predicted model, not a curated record